CUGUGACUGAGUGCCACUGGGAAUCUGCACUCCGGAGAAGGUGAACUGAAAUUUGUCAGGAAAGUUUGCAGUGAGAUCCGUCCAGCUGACCAUGCAUCCAGAGGAAAUAGUCAAAAACCCACAUGAGCUGUACUACAUGCAGGUUCAGCGUGAGAGAGAAAGGGGAGAGAGGAUGGAGGACAGCCCCAGGAACAGGAAGUUGAGGGUGUGCGUGGCCACCUGUAACCGUGCCGACUACUCCAAGCUGGCUCCCAUCAUGUUCGGGCUGAAGGCCGACCCGGACAACUUUGACCUGGAAGUGGUGGUGCUGGGGUCACACCUUAUCGACGAUUACGGAAACACGUUCCGUAUGAUCGAGCAGGACGAGUUCGAGGUCAGCUCCAAGCUGCACACCAUCGUGCGCGGGGAGGACGAGGCGGCCAUGGUGGAGUCGGUGGGCCUGGCGCUGGUCAAGCUCCCUGACGUCCUGAAGCGGCUCGGCCCGGACGUGCUGGUGGUCCACGGCGACCGCUUCGACGCGCUGGCGUUAGCCACGGCGGCGGCGCUGAUGAAUAUCCGCAUCCUGCACCUGGAGGGCGGCGAAGUGAGUGGCACCAUCGACGACUCCAUUCGCCACGCCAUCUCCAAGCUGGCACACUACCACGCCUGCUGCACCCGCAGUGCCGAGCAGCACCUCAUCGCCAUGUGCGAGGACCACACCCGGAUCCUGCUGGCCGGCUGCCCCUCCUACGACCGGCUGCUCACCUCCUACCCCAGCGAGGACCCCGUCCACGUCAUUCAGAACUGGCUGGGAGACGAUGCAAAAGAAAACGGCUACAUCCUGGCUCUGCAGCACCCCGUCACCACCGACAUCAAAAACUCAGUUAAGAUGUACGGCCUGAUGCUGGACUCCCUUAUGUCCUUUAACAGGAAGACGCUUGUCCUCUUCCCCAACAUUGAUGCAGGAAGUAAGGACAUGGUGCGCGUGAUGCGGAGGAAGGGGAUCGAGCGGCAUCCCAACUUCCGGGCGGCGAAACACGUUCCGUUCGAGCAGUUCAUCCAGCUGGUGGCCCACGCCGGCUGCAUGAUCGGGAACAGCAGCUGCGGGGUGCGGGAAGCCGGGGCCUUCGGAACGCCCGUCAUCAACCUGGGAUCCCGUCAGACAGGCAGAGAGACAGGUGAAAACGUCCUGCAUGUACGAGACGCAGACACGCAGAAUAAGAUUGACCAUGCCCUGGAGCUGCAGUUUGGAAAACGGUAUCCCUGCUCUAAGAUCUACGGCGACGGGGGCUCCGUGCCACGCAUCCUGAAGUUCCUGCAGAGCAUCGACCUAGACGAACCGCUGCAGAAGUCCUUCCGCUUCCCGCCAGUGGCAGACUGCUUCUCCCAGGACAUCGACCAUAUCCUGGAGACUCAGAGCGCCCUGGCCGUGGACCUGGGGGGGACCAACCUGCGUGUGGCCAUUGUCAACAUGAAGGGGGAAAUGGUGAAGAAGUUCUGCCAACCAAACCCAAAAACCUAUGAAGAUAGGAUGGGACUCAUUUUGAAGAUGUGCACAGAUGCCGCAAUCCAGGCUGUGGACCUCAACUGCAGAAUCUUGGGUGUUGGUGUGUCCACUGGCGGCCGUGUGAAUCCUAAGGAGGGGUUGAUCAUUGACUCCACCAAGCUGAUCCAGGAGUGGAGCGGCAUAGACAUUCGCACACCUAUCUCCGACACCCUGCACCUGCCAGUGUGGGUGGACAAUGAUGGAAACUGCGCUGCGCUGGCGGAGAAGAAGUUCGGACACGGCCGAGAGGUGGAGGACUUUGUGACCAUCAUCACCGGCACAGGCAUCGGAGGGGGGAUCAUACAGCAUGGCGAGCUGAUCCACGGCAGCACCUUCUGCGGGGCCGAGCUGGGCCACAUCACCGUGUCUCUGGACGGGCCCGAGUGCAAGUGCGGCAACCGCGGCUGCGUGGAGGCGUACGCGUCCGGCCAGGCUCUGCAGCGCGAGGCCAACAAACUGCACGACGGUCUGUACUCCCCCACUCAGCCUUACGCGGAUCUACUAAUGAAGGAGGAUGUGGCCCUCAAAGCCUCAGAGCCUGCUACUGCUGCUCACCUCAUCAAUGCUGCUCGGCUGGGGAACCCCAACGCAGAGGCUGUUCUCAGAACAGCUGGCACCGCCUUGGGCGUGGCCGUGGUGAACAUCCUGCACACAGUCAACCCCUCCCUGGUGGUCCUCUCCGGCGUGCUGGCUUCGUCCUACCUGGCCCCCGUCAAGAAGGUCAUCUCCCAGCGAGCUCUGAGCUCAGCCAGCAGCGUCACGGUGCUGACCUCCAACCUGGAGGACCCGGCCCUCCUGGGGGCGGCCAGCAUGGUGCUGGACUACGCCACCCGCAGGAUGUACUGACGGUCCGGUCCUAACAGCCACCGCCCUUCCCCCGCCUAGCCAAUAACCCCGCCCCACGCCUGCAUCUCCGCCCUCUUCCUCUCUCCAUGUGGAACCUUGCUUGGGGCGCGCCUGGGGCAGGUACUCUAUGUGGGGACACCCCACCCCCAUGAGAGACACUUUCCCUCUGGGGGGGGUUGGCACUGCUGUUUUUUUUGUUUUUAUUUCAGAAACUAUUUUUUACAUUUUUAACUGCUUUUGCUUUACCUCUAGAGUCGGUAAGCCUAGCACAGGCGCAGCUUAACAGGUCACCCGUGCUAGGCUUCAUGUGCAGCUUAACAGGUCGACAACAACAAGAUCCUCGCAAACAAACCCUACCUAACUCUGGGUAGAAGCUAAUCGUGAGGUGCCCUGUGGGCCCACCAGCCACAGUCAAUAUUUGAUUACAGACCGUGGGGGGUUAUCUAGAACAACUGCACUAGAAAAGCAGGUCAGCUACCCACCAGCCCCCACCAGACCCUUGUAAGUGAUGAGAAUUGUAAACCACAGCAUCCCUCAACAGCACCUUUUCUUAUACUUGAAAAUGGAGAAAAAGUUAACUAUGCUGCCCACUAAGCAUUCUCCACAACAUCCACACAUUCACCCAUCGAGCUGAUUGCUAUGGUAUAUGACUGGGAAGAAAAUGCAACUUAGUUAGUCAACAGUGAUAUGUCUAUAUGUGUGCAGUUGCUAGCACUUUACUUUAACUAUCUGAGCCACAUACAGGCCACAUACAGGCCACAUACACACAGCCAGCCAAUUACAACUUUAGGCAAAUGUUGUAACACCGUGAAAAUUCAUGUAGAAAAUUUCAUUUCAAAACUUUUAUUGGCACAGCAUACAUUCGUAUAGUGUAACAGGAUUUGUCAUGUAAAAAUGAUGUAAACCACCGUUAUGACUGUUCUGUCCUGGUUAUGAGAAUGUUUUGUUGGAUCUAUGCCAUAUUAUUUCAGGGAGGAGGGCAUUAUGUCAUAUUUUUUAGUCAUAUUAUUGAAGGGACAUUUUAUUGUUUUCUUAAUAUUAAGUUUAUUUAAUAAACUUUGGAAAACUGUCCAGACUUAAAGCUUUAUGUCUGAAAUGAAGCUGACAAAACAAGUUUGGGGAACCAUAACUGAAAUAUAGCUAUUAUAGUCUAUGCUGUGAUUUUCAGUGACAUUUAUAUGAAGUCAUAGUCUUUGAAGUGACCCUUUUUGUAUUUCAAUUUUGCACAAUGAAAUAAAUAUGUGAUAAUCAUUAUCAUUAAAAUCCAUAUCCGAUCCAUAUAUCAUUAAAAUUGUGACAACUAUGCAUUUCAUAAAUGUCACAUUUUUAAUGAUAUGUGGAUGUAAAUAUACAUUUUACAUUCAAAGAUUGUUACAAAUGUUUCUGUGUGCAAAAAAACUGUCUUGAAUUUCAGAUGGUUAGAGUAAUAUAUGGUGAGAAUGUUUACCAAAACCUUAAAAUAAAAAUAACUUUUCCAUUUA
This is a messenger RNA of Conger conger (European conger), 3852 nucleotides long. Its product is annotated as bifunctional UDP-N-acetylglucosamine 2-epimerase/N-acetylmannosamine kinase-like. Gene Ontology annotation, molecular function: UDP-N-acetylglucosamine 2-epimerase activity; N-acylmannosamine kinase activity; hydrolase activity, hydrolyzing O-glycosyl compounds. Gene Ontology annotation, biological process: UDP-N-acetylglucosamine metabolic process. The record is from RefSeq and is a predicted model, not a curated record. The transcript is spliced from 12 exons. Lineage: Eukaryota; Metazoa; Chordata; Actinopteri; Anguilliformes; Congridae. Bases 92 to 2371 code for a protein of 759 amino acids.